AACGACAGACUGUGAAUAUGGAGUUUCAUUGUAUAAAUCGUUCAUUUUCCCUGUAGACGAUUAGUUUGACCGUGCAGGGAGCUGGUAUUAAACGCUAGCUGGCAACUAGUUCUGUGACAGAAAUAUAUGCCAUCUCGUCGCUCUGGUGAGCGAGCGAGCUGCGAGCCCCAGCGACUCAGCGAGUUUCAGUACAACUUGUGGCUUGUGCGUUGUCGGUAACGUUUACACCUUCUCUCGUUGAACUUUUCCACGUGUCCUGUCGCAAACCGUCCAUCCGCCGCUUUAGCGGUGAACAGGUUACCGUCGUAGCCGUUGGUUGGCGAGGGACGUAUCCGUCGUGGGUAUUUUUUUUAAGACGGACUCGGUCCUUCCGGACGUAACCCACCAUUGAAGUUUCUGCCCUUUGGCAUCUUGUUAGAAAGUGUGCCAAGUCAUGGUGCCCCUUGGUACGACGGGCCGCUACGGUUUGCUGUGACAAGUGCAUUUUUAUACACUUGAACCGACGACGCUCUUUCCCCCCCUGCUACUUCCUGACAGUGACUGGUGCUAUAAUAGUAGUACUAGUAGUAGGAGUAGUUAUAUAUAUAUAUAUAUAUAGUUUUAGUGGUGCGUGUAUGGUUGGUUUAUGUUACUGAGCUGUGUUACAAUAGUCAGACCGAAGCCUCUGCACUGUGAAUUUGUAAAUUUUGUUUUGAACGUUUCUUCGUCGUCGUUGAUACAACUGGUCGUAGGAACACUGCUUCAGAUAUUAAGACUAGAGCCAAGUAUGGUCUGCUGAGCUUCUGCCUUGCAACAACUUAUCCAGCAGCAGCGGGACAGCGAGAAGAUGAAGAGAUUAGGCAGUUUCUGGUGGCGGAUGUGGUGUUGGGACAGCGGCGGUUCCCUCUCCUCCUCGUCCUCGUCCUCGAGCGCGGCCUCCAAGAAGCCAUUACACAGCUGCUGGCAGUUCUCGCGAGCGCUGUGGCUGUCGGCGACGAUGGUCCUCCUCCUGCUGCUCCCCCUGACACCCCAGGUGGCGGCUUCUGGCGGCGAGAACUACACCAUCCCCUCGUCGGAUUUGCCUUCCUUGGCCUACGACGUCCUCCCCAGUCAUCCGUCGCACACUACUCCCUCUGUCACUGCCCCUGCCCCUGCUGCCGGUGGCGGCGGCGGCGGCGAGGGUCCCUAUGACUGGGACGUCGACUGGGACACUUGCAGCGGGAAAAAGGCCAAGAUUUGGCCAAGAUACGAGGACGACCCAAGGAACACCAGCAUCUUCGUCGGGUUUCUGCCCACCCAGCGCGGCAAGGCCUCGGAGCGGUUGGGUCUGAAGAUUCCCGGGGCCUUCUCCUACGCCGUCGACGAAGUCAACUCCAAGGGUCUCUUGCCACAGGGUUACAUCAUCAGAUACGGGGUUUACGACACCCACGGGUCAGAGGUCACAGGAAGCAUGCACAUCGUAGACCUCAUCUGUCAAAAUGUAUCGGCCAUCUUUGGUCCUGAACACACCUGUUACGUCGAGGGAACGAUCGCUGAGGGAAAGAAUCUCCCCAUGAUAUCCUACAGUUGCAGCGAUGAACGAGCUUCAAAACUGGCCACGUUUGCAAGAACAAAUCCUUCAGAGAUCAACAUUAUCAAGACGACUGUUGCUACCCUGUUGCAUAACAACUGGAAAAAAUUCUCCAUUUUGUAUAGUGAAGAUCAUGUCACCAUGAUGGAGACGUUGAAAAUGGAAGCUGAACUUAGAAACAUGACAAUUAACCAUGAGAUUCCAUACAAUAAAGAAAAGCUGCCAGUCAUCUUUAGAGAGACUAAAAGUAGUACUAGAAUAUAUGUUUAUAUUGGUCAUCGAGGACAAGUACAGGAGAUUUUGACAGUAAUGGCUAUGACAGGAAUAUUUAAUUCCAACCCCUCAGAACAAAAUGAAUAUCUUUUACUCUUCGUCGAUAGAGAAGAAUACAGAUCUGAUGACUGGCCCACUUAUAUAUGGGAUGAGCAGACUUUGAGUCACAUGGGUUCCGGAAAGCCGUGUGUGGAGCAUGACUUGAAGGUGUAUGAUAGGGUGUUCAUGGUGAUCGCUAACCGCUUCCCGGAAGUGAAGUCCUUUGAAGGGAAAGUAAAGGACUUCAAUAAUAAGCAACCUCUGUGUUUAGGUCAUCGAGAUUCAUUCAGCAGAAAUCAGAAACGACCCAUCUACGACGACCCGCACACUCCUUACCUGCCGUCGGCAUAUCUGUAUGACUCUGUUCUGCUGUACGUAAAUGCUGUGAGGGAAUUAUUUGAAGCACCAAAUAAUACGGAGUCAGUGGAAGCACUAGCACGGAAUGGAACCAAGAUCAAAGAGCAUAUUAGGAGCAAACAGUAUCAAAGUAUCCUGGGGUUUAACAUUUCAAUGGAUGUAAAUGCAUCCAGUGAAGGUAGCUAUAGUGUAUACUAUUUUUCUAACUGUGAUGAAAAGCAGAAGCUAUACAACUGCUCAAAAUGCUUAAUCAAGAUCAGUGACUAUUACAGUGAGAAUCACUCACUGAAGUUAGAUGCACCAAGGUUAAGUAUAUUAGAUGAGCCCAUCUGCAAAUACGACAACUCGAAUUGCAACAACAAAGGAGUGGAAUUUCAACGUGCCAUUGCCUGGGUGAUGGGAGGCUUCCUCAUUGUAUUAUCCUUUGUGACAACGAUUAUGUAUCGCAACUGGAAGUACGAACGAGAAAUAAUGGGUCUUCAGUGGCGGAUUGCAGUGGAUGACUUGAUGUUCAAUUGCCAGACUACUGCUGGGAGUAGGCAAAGUCUUGCAAGUGCAUUAUCUUACGAUAUGCAUGGGCAGUGGUUUCAGUAUUUAGCCAAAUACAAGGGUACUGUUGUAUGCUUGAAGUCCAUCCAGAUGAACCACAGGAAACCAGAGCUAAAUAGAGAAACAAUGAAAGAGAUGAGAGUUAUGAGAGAGAUAAAACAAGAUAAUGUUUGCAGUUUCGUUGGGGCUUUCACUGAGGGUGGAACCGUUACCUUGGUGACAGAAUACUGUACAAGAGGAUCACUUAUUGACAUAUUAGCAAUGGAAGACAUUAAACUUGACCGUCUCUUCAUAUCUUCACUUAUUCAUGACUUAUUAAGGGGGAUGAUAUAUCUUCACUCAAACUUUGGACCUCAUGGCAAUCUUAAGUCAUCAAACUGUGUUGUUAAUGGAAGAUGGGUUCUACAGAUUACAGACUAUGGCCUGCAUGAUUUACAAUAUGAAGUUCUGAAUAGUCUAUUAAAAGAAGAUAGGGCUCAGGUGGACAGAAGGUUAUUAUGGAGAGCCCCAGAGCUGUUGAAAAUGGGAAUAGAAGCCCCUGGCACAAAAGAAGGAGAUGUGUACUCGUUUGCCAUAAUUUUUCAUGAAGUGAUUGGCCGACAAGGUCCAUUUGGGACGUAUGAAAGCAAUACAGAUGAUGCUUCAGUGAUUAUUGAGAAAUUGAAGUCAGGAUCCACAGCUGCGGGAACUCCAUACCGUCCAUGUCUUUUAGAUUUAAGUCACAUGCCAUUUGGCUCAGAAGAGUACGUCCGAUCUGCAAUGGAGUCUGCUUGGGAUGAGAACCCAGAAGCUAGACCAACCUUUAAAUCAUUAAAACUCAAACUGAAAAAUAUGAAAGAUAAGAGGAGUAAAGGUAAUAUUAUGGAUCAUAUGGUGCACUUGAUGGAGCAAUACAGUAAAAAUUUAGAAGAUUUAGUUGAAACAAGAACUAGAGCCUUAAGAGAAGAAGAAACAAAGACAAAGGAUCUUUUGCAUCGUAUGCUUCCUCCGUCUGUUGCAGCAAAUCUCACCAAUGGUGUUCCAGUUCCUCCAAAAGGAUAUGAUGCUGUGACAAUCUACUUCAGUGAUAUUGUUGGCUUCACAUCAUUAUCAGCUUCAAGCACACCUAAAGAGGUUGUGGAGUUCCUCAAUGAUUUGUACACGUUAUUUGAUGGCAUCAUAUGUUGGUAUGAUGUGUAGGUUGAGACCAUUGGUGAUGCCUAUAUGGUAGUUUCUGGUCUUCCUAAACCUAAUGGUGGAAAAAAACAUGCGGGCGAAAUUGCAUCCAUGGCUCUUGAAUUGCUGCACGAGGUAAAAGAGAAUUUUCACAUACGACACCGUCCAAGCAUGAGGCUGCAAUUGCGGAUUGGCCUCCAUACUGGACCAGUAAUGGCAGGUGUAGUUGGUGUAACUAUGCCAAGGUAUUGUCUCUUUGGGGACACUGUGAAUACAGCAUCAAGAAUGGAAAGCAACGGUGAACCUUUAAGGAUACACAUUUCACAAGAAUGUAGAAAGGCCCUAGUGAAUCUUGGUGGUUAUGAAAUAGAAGAAAGAGGUCUAGUCACUAUGAAAGGCAAAGGAGAAGUCCGUACCUUUUGGCUUAAUGCUGCAUUACAAGAUGCAGUUCAGAGGAAACCUGAAUGCAAUGAGCCAGCACAACCAUUUUUGUCACAAAGUAAUGGCUGUGAUAAUGAAUAUAGAAGACGCAGUCCUAGAUUGUCUUCUACUUGUGGAAGAACUGCAAGCAUUCCAAGGAGUAUGGAGGACAUUGGAGAAAUUAGUUGUGGCAUGCCUCAUUUUAACCGUGAUGGGUCACCUCUGCCUAGGGAUUCUCCACGUUCCGAUAUUUCCCUUCACCGUCGACGCCUUAGUUCUAAUUUACAUACCGGUAGUAUUGAUCAUAAUCCUCGAGGCAGCCUACUUUGUCCACCAAAGGAUAGUAUUUCAAAUAUUGUACAUCAAAGUAGAAGUCUAGACCAGUUGCCACAAACAGAAUUACGCUUAGAAGUUCCUUUAUUGCGCAGUCCUGAUGCAGCUUCACCAUCAUCAUCGGAACCCAUGCUUCUAGAUGACAGACAACGUGGUGUUAAUUUCUGUCCAAGUGCAAAUAACGAUGAAGAUGCUCUUGGUAGUCAUAAUGAGGGAGAAAAUCACCCCAUGUUGAAAAAGGAAACUGAAAUAGAGCAUGGUGGUAGAAUUAUAUAUGAUGGUGAAAAUAGUCCUCCAUUUUCAGAACCUCCAAGCAAACCUUCACCAACAAUUUUAUCAAGAGUUAUAGGUAUUUUACGUCCCAAUUCACGAAUAACUUCUAAUAAAUUAACUUUAAAUGGAUUGAAAAGAGAAAGUCUUGUGUAAAUAUGAAUCGAGUUAUUAAAUUAUAUGUACAGUAACAGUAUUUUUCUGUGAAACACCUCCUGAAAAUGGUGACGUGCUCAAAUGUGGAUUCCGAAAAAAAAAAAAAAAUUAACCUGAUACAUGUGGACGAGUGCAAAUGCUAUAAGCUGUACUGUGCUUGUCCAGAUAUGAGAAGCAGUGACAAAGUGCAGUGAAAAUGGUGCUGCCAGUUAAAUUUAUGGAAAUAUAUUUUCCCUUUACUAAGUGCUUCAAAAAACUAUUGUGGAUGUUUGAUCUGAUUGUGAUUAUCUAUUAUAAAUAAUAGAUUUACAUUAUGAAGUGAUUGUGCAUUUCUUAUUGAUUUUGAUUAUGAUUUGUGAUACAAACAGUUUACAUAUCAUUCUCAUAUAAACACUAUUUUGAAAGACAUUUCUGUGAAGGAACUACUACUACUACUGAAAUGGUUCAAGCAUUUUAAAGCAAUGGAGAUGUGAAUCUUGAAAAGAAUAUGGCAUGAAAAAUAACUGACUUAAGCACAUUUAUUUAAUAUUGUAAACAUUUGUAGAUACGUACUGUGUUAUAAAAUUUUAACCUAUAUGAUGAUAUUCAUAAAAUUUCAAAUUCUAUGAUGAUUUUAAGAGGAUAUUUUUACAAAGAUUAUGUAUACUUAAUAAAUUGUACAACUUCA
Molecule: messenger RNA, 5768 nt
Organism: Macrobrachium nipponense
Lineage: Eukaryota; Metazoa; Arthropoda; Malacostraca; Decapoda; Palaemonidae
Product: receptor-type guanylate cyclase Gyc76C-like
Biological process (GO): receptor guanylyl cyclase signaling pathway; cGMP biosynthetic process; protein phosphorylation
Cellular component (GO): plasma membrane
Molecular function (GO): protein kinase activity; ATP binding; guanylate cyclase activity
Source: RefSeq, a predicted model, not a curated record